AUGGACCUCUCAGGUUCUUUGCCUCCACCUUCCCCAUAUACCUUCCCUGUCAUCCCCAAUGUCUCUUUGCCCUCCUCCUCUCCCUCCAUCUCUCCAUCACCCAGCCUGGCAUCCACAGCUCUUUUCUGUUCGCUCCUCUCCCUCCUCUCGUUGCUGGGCAUCACAGGAAACCUGUACACUUUAGUCCUCCUUCUGAGGCGUAGGAGAAGUAGAAGACGUUGCGUAGGGCCAAACUGCUGCCUAAUGAGAGUACCUGUACCAUCCUGCCUUGCCAACUCCUCCUCCCCUUCAGCCUCCCCCAUCUCCUCUUCUUCCUCCUCCUCUUCCUCUCUUCACCUCCAGGUGCUGAGCCUUGCUCUUGCUGAUCUGCUCUACCUUUUCACUGCUCCCUUCAUCGUGUACGACAGCCUGGCAUCUGGCUGGGCCUUUGGUGAGCUGGGCUGUCGCCUCCUCCUGAGCCUGGACCUCCUCACCAUGCACGCCUCCAUCUUCACUCUGACUGCCAUGAGUCUGGACCGCUAUCGGGCUGUGGCUCACCCCCUGCACACCUCCUCCUCUAACUCCUCUGGCCUGCUGCGUGUCAGUCUGGCCUGGGGGCUGGCUGUGGCUCUUAGUCUGCCCAUGAUGAUCACCCUGCACCUGGAGGAUGGGGAGAACCAGGAGGGCCAGCUGUGUGUGCCGGCAUGGGACGAGCAGAGCUCCAAGGCUUAUUUGAGUGUGUUGUUCUGCACCAGCAUCCUUGGCCCCGGGCUGGCCAUCGGAGCACUGUAUGCCACUCUGGGCCGGCUUUACUGGGUGUCUCAGACCCGGCCGGCCUGGGCCACUGGGAGCAACUCUGCUUGUCCUCCCCGUGCUCCCAAACCCAAAGUCCUGCUUCUCAUCCUGGGUAUUGUCCUGGCCUUUUGGGCCUGCUUUCUCCCUUUCUGGAUCUGGCAGCUGCUGCCUCUGUACCAGCCUGACAUGCUGCGGACAGUACCAGUGGGGACACAGGUGACAGUGAACCGUAUCCUCACUGGGCUGACCUAUGGAAACUCUUGUGUGAAUCCAUUCUUCUACACACUAUUGACGGGAAAACGAAGACACAACAGGCAGACGCUGACAUCAGCAAAUCAGCUCUGCCGCAAGAGCAGUCCACUGCAGUAG
This is a messenger RNA of Seriola dumerili (greater amberjack), 1143 nucleotides long. RefSeq names its product urotensin-2 receptor-like. Gene Ontology annotation, biological process: neuropeptide signaling pathway. Gene Ontology annotation, cellular component: membrane. Bases 1 to 1143 code for a protein of 380 amino acids. Gene Ontology annotation, molecular function: urotensin II receptor activity. NCBI's taxonomy places the organism in Eukaryota, Metazoa, Chordata, Actinopteri, Carangiformes, Carangidae. The transcript has a single exon. The record is from RefSeq and is a predicted model, not a curated record.